This is a messenger RNA of Salvia miltiorrhiza (redroot sage), 918 nucleotides long. RefSeq names its product actin-depolymerizing factor 4-like. The coding region runs from base 323 to 742 and encodes 139 amino acids. The transcript is spliced from 3 exons. Gene Ontology annotation, molecular function: actin filament binding. The record is from RefSeq and is a predicted model, not a curated record. Gene Ontology annotation, cellular component: actin cytoskeleton; cytoplasm. Gene Ontology annotation, biological process: actin filament depolymerization. Lineage: Eukaryota; Viridiplantae; Streptophyta; Magnoliopsida; Lamiales; Lamiaceae.
GGAGCUUCGUUAUUUGUUCGUUUCCAUUAAAAGUCGCACCUAAAACAGUAAUUACGAUUGAGGGUAAAUCAAAGGACCAAGGAAACCGAGCAGAUUACGAAGUUGAAACUUGAAAGCGGAUCGUCUCAGGGGCACUCUCGACAUUUUCUUCUUCCCUCCUCCCUAGUAUAUUUUUCUGCUAUGUGAUUAAAACUUAUUUCUGUUAAUACUCUCUAAAUAUCUACCCAGAAAAUAUACAUCUUUCACCAGACCUAGAUUUUCUCCAUAGGAAUAGAAUCGUUGUCAAAACCUCCUCGAUCUUCUUCGAUCAAACCUCGCUACCAUGGCUAAUGCAGCAUCAGGAAUGGCAGUGCACGAUGAGUGCAAACUGAAAUUUAUGGAGUUGAAAACUAAAAGGACACACCGUUUCAUAGUGUUCAAGAUCGAGGAGAAGCAAAAACAAGUGAUUGUGGAAAAGCUUGGCGAACCAACUGAAACCUACGAAGAUUUCACUGCAAACCUUCCUGCUGAGGAAUGUAGAUACGCAGUUUUUGAUUUUGACUUUGUGACAGCAGAGAAUGUCCAGAAGAGCAGGAUUUUCUUCAUUGCAUGGUGCCCGGACACUGCAAAGGUGAGGAGCAAAAUGAUCUAUGCUAGCUCCAAGGACAGGUUCAAGAGGGAGUUGGAUGGCAUUCAGGUGGAGCUGCAAGCAACUGAUCCAACCGAGAUGGAUCUCGACGUCUUCAAGAGUCGCGCUAAUUGAUCUUUAGGGUUGUGCCGAGCUCUUCGCAUUACUCGAGAGAGAUGUUAAUAGUUUGUGGGACUAAUGUCACUAUGGUACCUGCCUCAGCUAUAUCGUAUUCCUCUGUUGUUGAAGUUCCAAUUAUGUAGUAAUGUUUUUUUCUCUAGAACAAAAGCUCAUAUUAUUUGUUUUAUUCA